This is a messenger RNA of Ostrinia nubilalis (European corn borer), 1247 nucleotides long. RefSeq names its product THAP domain-containing protein 5-like. The transcript is spliced from 3 exons. Lineage: Eukaryota; Metazoa; Arthropoda; Insecta; Lepidoptera; Crambidae. The coding region runs from base 672 to 1085 and encodes 137 amino acids. The record is from RefSeq and is a predicted model, not a curated record.
AGCGUGCCACUUUUUAAACGUCAUUAGCAGUGGGUAGACACUUCUCAUACAAAAACUAGUCUCUAUAUGUAGCAAUUGAUAUACAACCUUAUCCCUUAAGCAAUAAAGUGCAUUUUGGAUUGAUUUCACUAUAGCAGGGGAACCCGCGGAUCAAUACCACCAUACUAAAAAUAAUUGUUAGUGUCCUUAUGUUGGUAGUAUUGUUAGUUUGACAAAUGAAAAAAAAUGUCUGUCAAUUGAGUUUGAGUUUUUAACCGGCGAAUUGAUUCGUGUGAAGUUAUUUUCUCAGAUUUGGUGCAAUAUUACUGUAAAUAAACUUUUCUGUCGUUUACGUUGAGUUGAUUAAGUUCCUCCGUAUCGGGCGUGAUAAAGUUUGCUGUUCAGUGUUAUGUUUUUUGUGAGAUAGAGACUCUUUUAAAUAAGCUGUGUUUCAACUUCUACAGAAGUUUAAACUCUUAUUUACUUUUCUGUUUAAUGGGUAUGUUAUCUACUUACUUGAAAUAUUACAUCUAUUACAAAUCUAUUUUUCAUUAAAAACAACCCUAUGUGAUGAAAAUGUAAAUGUACUUUCAAAACUGGUAAAUGCAUGAACCAGGGCAUUGACACUGGUUGGAGAGAAAUUAUAGGCUUUGUUUAAUUAAUACCUAUUUCAUUUUAGGCUUCUACUGAUAAUGGAGAGUAGAAACAACAAGAAGUGCGUUAUUUGUAAUAAGAGGCGAAGUCGUGGUGGAUCACCCUUACUUUUGAGUAGGUUUCCUCUGGAUUCUGACCGUUGUCGAAUGUGGGUUAAAAAUGCUGGCUUAGAAGACUUAGCAUAUGUACCUAUUGAAAAGUUACACCAACUGAAGUUUGUUUGUGGUGGGCACUUCACUCCUGAAUCCUUCAAUGCCAAAGGAACUCGGCUGAAGAACUCAGCUAUUCCAACACUGGAAUUGAGCAAUCCCAUCUUGCCAGAUGAAGUUUUGACAGAGUUUCCUCUUCAUGUAAAAGACUCCAAUAAAGAAAACCUCAAGACAGUUCUUUAUGAUCAUUCAUAUUGCAUUCCAAAGAAGUCAAAUCCAGUUGAACGAGGUAUGUUUAUCUAAAAUUAUACUAAUAAUAUAAAAAGGAAAUAUUUAAUUGUUUGUUUGUAUUUGAUCGGCUCCGUAACUCGAGCCAAGAUAGCCUAAAGUGCGGGUUAGAACCCCACAGCUUGAAUAUUGUAGUAAACCCACUCGUAACACAAUUUAGCUUAGAAUGUGUGUUGA